CUUACUUGGAUUGAGACCCUUGGGCAGUGCAUGAGUGUCCCUUUACACAGACAAAUGUCUCACAGCAACUGCAUGGAUGAAAGCAACACUGGUUGACCGUAUCUCUGCGUAUUUCUCCGUCACACAUUCGCGUCCCCUGCUCUAUCCAGAUGACGGCCAUGUGUACGACCGUCCUCUGCAUACAGCAGCGGAGACGAACGCGUGACACGGGGAAACGCACACAAUCACCAACACACACCCACUCUCCAUUUGCACAAUGACUUCUCACUGGGGGUGAGCAAGUAAGUGCACACCAUUGUAUGUACAUGGAAAGGACGAUAACGAUAAACAGGACGUAUGUGUGUACGUAUGUGUGUCUGGAUCGGUGUCGUCAGUGGCCCUCCCCCCGACCACCGCCAAAUGCCCGCUCCAGCCAUUGGUGGGCAUUCGACGAUGACAAGGAGGAUGCACACUGCCGGCACCCUCCCACGCAACUCACUCAUACACACACGCCAUUCUCUGCAGCUCACAACCACCCCCCCGCCCCUCCUUGCCCCUCCGUCUGCCUACACACCUCUCCCGCCACCUCCGCUGCUGCCGCCGGUCGCGACGCCCCUCGCGCGGCCUCUCCCCCUCCCUCCUCCUCUCCCCCGCCCACGAGAUGGGCGGCCUUCAUCUCUCGUCUGAUACCCUUCCUGUGUGCCUUCUCCUCCGUGUGUGAUGGCCCUGGGCCUCACAGGCAUAGGCAGGGGCAGCGACGGCCGCACUGAGGGCUGGGGGGGCCGCAGGGCGCCCGGCUGGGGGUGGGUGGGGGUGCCGUGGUAGACUGCCUCAUACUGCACCAGUCAGGGAAAGCACCAUACAAUGGAGAGAGGGGGGAGGGGUGUGAGGUGUGAGUUGUGGUUGGUGAAGGGCUUACGAAUUCUGGCAUCUCCGCGAAGGGCACGAAGUCCUCAUUGACAGGCCGCCCGGCAGCGCGGCGCUCGGCCUCUGACUCAAACACGGUCUCGUGGUCUGACAUGGCACACACCCACAAUCAUCAGACACUCAUCGCCACACCACAGACGUGCUCACGCACCUUCCCAGUGUUUGUCGCACGCAAUGCAGAGGAACGCCGAAGUGAAUGUCGAGCACGGGCACUUUCGGCAUCUGUAUGGGCGGUUGGGCAUGUGCUCCUCGUGGGUGUGCUUGCACUUGCACUUGGCCCGCCACGUCCGCACAUCGAAACCUACACAAGCGUCGGUGUGCCGUGGGAGAGGAAGUGUGGCGCAUUGUUUUGGUGUUGGUUCGGUUCGUGUGGUGCGCACACGCACCUGGUCGUCUGGGCAGCCACCACUCGCCCACCUCCUCCGGCCGGGUGGGGACGAAGGCGUAUGCCUUGCACUCACACAUGGUGCAGUGCGGCCACAGCGCACGGGAGUUCUUGAACUCGUGACUGCUGAGCGGGUGACCGCCUGGACACACACACACACACACACAUGGAUGGACGCAUCUAUCUAUGCGUCAUCAGGCCUGCAGGAUUACGGCUCGCUUACAGAAGCAUUUCGAGUGUGGCGCGAUGCGAAAGCAGUCGUUGCCCGUGCACGACCGCCACACGGCAUACUGCCCCGUCUCUAUCGCCGUGUUUGCAGCCGUCCUCUCGUUCUCCAGCAUCACCUGCACAACCGACAACACACCGACACACAGAGAGAGUACUCCAAAGUCCAAACCGGCACGUAUUAUUCAUCACCCUCUCACCUUCGCCCCGGGUGCCGGCCCAUAUUGCCGCACCCCAGCAAGCAGAAACUCCAUGUAAUCGGCCUCCUCCUGAGUUCUCACUGGCCGCAUGGCGCCGCCUCUCCCUGAUGGCCGUCGGGCGGGCGGGCCGCCGCCGCGAUAGCGCUGCACAGCGCUGCUUGAAGGUGCUGACUCUGCUGAGCCGGACGGGUCGGCGCUUGACGAAGAUGAUGGAAACGACAUCGGAAGCUCAGUCGGCCCUUACUGAGGGGGCCCGGGAACAAAGGGGGAG
Molecule: messenger RNA, 1987 nt
Organism: Vitrella brassicaformis
Lineage: Eukaryota; Vitrellaceae
Source: the annotation of a GenBank genome assembly